This is a messenger RNA of Phragmites australis (common reed), 1122 nucleotides long. RefSeq names its product GDSL esterase/lipase At1g28590-like. The record is from RefSeq and is a predicted model, not a curated record. Gene Ontology annotation, molecular function: hydrolase activity, acting on ester bonds. Lineage: Eukaryota; Viridiplantae; Streptophyta; Magnoliopsida; Poales; Poaceae. The transcript is spliced from 4 exons. The coding region runs from base 1 to 1122 and encodes 373 amino acids.
AUGAAGCACAUAAUUGUCUGCCUGCAAAUCUUUCUGCUGAUCUCCAGCUUCUCUUAUUCGAUCCAAACCCAAUACACCUCGAUUUUUAGCUUCGGUGACUCCUACACUGACACCGGCAACGCCAUCAUCCUCUACGGACCGACGAAACCCGAUCUAUGGAUGAACAAACCGCCGUACGGGAUGACUUUCUUUGGGCAUCCCACCGGCCGUCUCUCCGAUGGGAGACUGAUAAUCGAUUUCAUUGCUGAAGCAUUGGGGCUCCCUCUCCUUCCGCCGUCGUUGGCGGCGAACCAGAGCUUCCAGCAAGGCGCAAACUUCGCGGUGGCCGGAGCCACGGCACUGAACCGAACAUCAUCCUACGUGCAAGGCGGCGGCGUAAAACUUCCUCCGAUCAACGUCUCCCUCAGCGACCAGCUGGGAUGGUUCGACGCCAUGAAGCCCUCGCUGUGCAGCUCACCCCAAGCAUGCAAGGAGUUCUUCGCGAAGGCGUUGUUCGUCGUCGGCGAGUUGGGUUGGAACGACUACGGGGUCAUGCUCGUCGGCGGCAAGAGCGUUGGUGAAGUGCAGUCUUACGUGCCUCGACUCGUCGGAGUUAUUUGUGCAGCCACGGAGAAACUCAUCAACGAAGGCGCCUCGACGAUCGUGGUGUCGGGGGUGUCGCCACUGGGGUGCGCGCCGGGGAACCUGGUACUUUUGGUAAGCCAAAACAAAGCCGACUACGAGACGGACACGGGGUGCCUGAAGAAUCUGAACCUGCUGUCCAAGGACCACAACUCGCAGCUGAGCCAGGCUCUGACGAAGCUCAACGCCAGGUACCCCGGCGUGAGGAUCACCUACGCCGACUUGUACACGCCCAUCAUCGACUUCGCGGCGUCUCCGGAUCGCUACGGGUUCGACGGGACGGACGGCGCGCUGAGAACUUGCUGCGGCGGCGGCGGCGGGAAGUUCAACUUCAACCUCAGCAGGUCCUGCGGGAUGCCGGGCGUGAGCGCCUGCGGGGACCCGUCGGUGUAUGUGAACUGGGACGGCGUCCAUCUCACCGAGGCGGCGUACCACCGCGUCGCCGACGGCUGGCUCAGGGGCCCCUUCGCCCACCCGCCCAUACUCAGCACGUAUAAUUAG